CAAGCUAGAAAGAGAGAAGCAAAGAGAUGAGGAACCAGCGGCUAGCUCCUACCACUUGCUCCUCCUCAAAGAUCAACAACAGAAAGCAAGAAGAGCCACACCUCUCCGGGGCUUACAUUAGGAGCCUUGUGAAACAUCUUAGCUCCUCCUCCACAACGAGACCCAAAGACCACCACAUCACCAUGGGCACCAAGCCGCAGCAAGAAGAGCAACAUGCGCCCCAAACCACACCACCAUCUCUACAGCAGCAGCAGCAGCCACACAAGAAGCAGGUGAGGAGGAGGCUGCACACAAGCAGGCCAUACCAGGAGAGGCUACUCAACAUGGCCGAGGCCAGGCGAGAGAUCGUCUCGGCUCUCAAGAUCCACAGAGCCUCCAUGAAGGAAGCCAAGGAGCAGCAGCAACAUCAACAACUGGUGCAAGAAUUUCAACAUCAGCAGGAGGUCCAGGUAGUGCAAGAUCAUAGGCUAGCUUGUAGUGCACCCAGCAUGAGCUCAUAUGGUUCCUUCUCAGAUUACCCAUUUGCACACUCCACGGAAACAAACAGUAGUUGCUCAUAUUAUUCAUCCCCACUCCUCCCUUACCACACACCAGCAGCUGCACCCAUGGUUCCCAUGGUUGAUGCUCUAGACCAGUUGCUGCCGCUGCCUACGCAGCCACUUGGGCUUAACCUGAGCUUCCAUGGCUUCGGCGGCGGGGGAGUUGCUGGUGAAGAUGCCAAGAACAACACCGCUUCUAACUCCUUUGAUCCUCCUCCGUUGCUCCAACAACCCUCGCCUGCCUCCUCCUACUCGGUCUACUCCUCUCCGCCGGCGACGACGAUGGCGAGCCAGGACGUGGCGUCCGCCACCGUCGAGAACACUUCACCAUCGCUACACCGGGUGCUGGAUGAGGAGGAGAUGGCGGCGAUCUACUCGGUUGGGGAGCGGCACGACAUCGAGUGGAGCGACACACUGAACCUGGCCACGUCGGCGUGGUGGAGCACACUCCUCGACGACGGCGCUGCGGUGGGUCACCAGACAGACUCAGUGGACAUCCCGGGGAUGCAUCUGGGUGAUGUGUACUACGGCGAAGACGUCUCCUUCCCACGCAUGGAGAUAGGAGAGAUGGGGGGAUGGGACGAGGAGUGGCUCUCAUGACAUGUCGUCCACUCUAGUCGAACGACUAGGUCUCCAAAGACAGCUGCAUGCAUGCAUCUGUGCAGACUAGGAUUGAUGAUAUCCGAUGACCAUGUACUGCUACUUUACUGAGUCCAAGUUAUAGUGUGUGUUUUUCAGUCUGAAAUAUAAAACACGUAUUGGUCGUAGCCUGGGGCAUGCCGCAUGCAUGCUAUGCUUGACCAGAGAAGUGUGAGCUGCAGCAUGCAUGCAGCCAUGCAACACCUUAAUUGGGUGGUACGAGGAGAUGGUCAGGUUCAUUGUUUUUACUUUCAGUUGAGAAAUAUUUCAGCCACAGCCAAAUUUCAGUUUGUCUUUGAGCCGAAGGACCAAAACAUUCAUUUGAAUUUGAUGAAAUAUUUGAUUUUUCGAACAUGUUUAA
Messenger RNA from Triticum aestivum (bread wheat), 1539 nucleotides. RefSeq lists its product as uncharacterized. Bases 27 to 1139 code for a protein of 370 amino acids. The record is from RefSeq and is a predicted model, not a curated record. Lineage: Eukaryota; Viridiplantae; Streptophyta; Magnoliopsida; Poales; Poaceae. The transcript has 2 exons.